UUUUGCCACAUGAAAUUACGCUUUUGGCACUACAUUCUCCUCUCAGAUUUGACGUCGUCUUGUGGAUCCCUUCUCCUCCGAUCUCCAUUCUCGGUUCAGUAAACCUAAAUCGUCAUCCAUGGCGACGGUGUUUGGUCCACCGAAGAAGAACCUCCUCCCUCUCCUUCUCCUUCUCGUUUCUCUCUCCGUCUUCGCUCUUUUCGUCCUUUUCUCCGAGACCACGCGCUCUGAUGCCGAGAUCGGAACUGAUUUCCGGAGAAAUUCCGGGGACGUACCUCCCUUCACAUUCCUCGUUAAGGUCCUUACAUUCAACCGCCUCCUCUCCCUCUCCCGAUGCCUCCGUUCUCUCGCCGCCGCGGACUACAGCGUCGCCGGCGACGCAGGACGCGUUCACCUCCAUGUCUAUAUCGACCAUUUCUCACUCGCGCGGAACGAUACUUCGGCGGAAGACAACUUGAAGAACGCGAGAGAGAUUCUCGAGUUCGUGGAUGGGUUUGAGUGGAGAUUUGGGAAAAAAGUGGUUCAAUAUCGGACCGACAACGUUGGAUUGCAGGCACAGUGGUUAGAGGCUUGGUGGCCGAGCUCCGAUCACGAGUUUGCGUUCGUCGUUGAAGAUGAUCUGGAGGUUUCCCCUCUCUAUUUCAGGUUUCUGGAGAGCGUGAUUCGUAAUUACUACUACGAUGCUUCCAGUUUCAGCCCUUCUAUCUAUGGAGCUUCGCUUCAACGACCAAGGUUUGUUCCAGGUAAACAUGGGAACAAAUUGCGUCUAGAUCCCGGAACAAAGGUUUUCUUAUAUCAGUUGGUUGGAACAUGGGGACAGCUUCUCUUCCCAAAACCUUGGAAAGAGUUCAGAUUAUGGUACGAUGAUCAUAAGGCAAAAGGCAUCAAGCCAAUACUCGAUGGCAUGGUGACAACAGGAUGGUACAAGAAGAUGGGAGAACGAAUAUGGACGCCCUGGUUCAUAAAGUUUAUUCAUUCUCGAGGCUAUUUUAACAUCUACACCAACUUCCAAAAUGAGAGAGCAUUGAGUGUCUCUCACAGAGAUGCUGGUGUUAACUACGGGAAAACAGCGGGGCCAGACUCGGAGUUACUGGAUAAAAGUUCUUUCGACUCCAACUUUCUGAAACUGCAACCUCUGAGCAGCCUUAAAUGGUACGAUUUCUGUUUCAGAGAAGUUGUUCCCAGUCGAGUUGUAAGAAACUUGGAUCAACUUGGGACCCUUCUUCCCUCUGUGCAGAGUGAGAAAACCAUUCUGCUCGUGAGCCUAUAUGAUGCACAAGAGAUGUUGAUGAGGAACUUGAUCUGCCAUUUCGAGAAGCUUGACACUCGAAACCACAUCUUUAUCGGCCCUAGUUCGGAGUUGCUGUUUGAUCUUGCAAGAAGGGGACAUCCUGUGAUUGAUUCCGAUCAGUUUCUUGACAACGUUGGAGCAUACAAUUUGGCGAAAAGUCAAAGUUCCUAUCCAAACGCCGUGAAGGAGGCCCUGGGCACGGCGCAUGUAGUCAAGAAAUGCUUAGAACUGGGAUACAGCUCUUGGAUAUUUACGAGUAAAGCCCUUUUGGUAGACAAAACCGCCCUUCUUGACAGAGUCGGCUCAGAAUACGACUUCUACGCAGGGGAAGGUUCCCGAAUCUUAGGUGUUCGGCACUCAUCUGCCGCUCAGAAGUUAUGGACCGACGAAUUUCUUCGCACCAUUGCAGCGAAGACCCCAUCACUGAAAGCGAGUGAAAAUUCCAUUGUUCUUGUUUCAAAGCUGUUAGAGCAGAAGGGAAAGAAGAUAAAGAAUAUCGAUGUCAAUAGUGAAGAAGGUAAACCAAUGGUUUAUUGGUCCCUCGAGGCUGAUUCUAAUAUGAUCCGGAAACAGCUCAAAGAGUUGAACUUGUGGCUCAUCGAUGACGCCGACCUCUCUUGCAAAGCCGUAGUUUGUCAUCGAUCAUCGGGUUAAAGAUCAAUCUUCACAUCUUAACGUUUAAAAAUGGAAUUAGCAUUGUGGUGAUGAUUGGUGUGAAGCAAGAGGAGACAACUCGUCUUCAUCUCAGUGUUGCCCAUUGGACAAAAGGUGCAGAUCUGUUUUUGUUUUGUUGUAAGAAGCUGAAGCCAUAUGCUGUUUUGGUUGAAGAACUACUAAAGGCAAACUAGGAUAUGGUUUCAGGCAAAUUAAUGGUUGUUACUCUUUCUGAUUCA
This is a messenger RNA of Tarenaya hassleriana, 2184 nucleotides long. RefSeq lists its product as uncharacterized. The record is from RefSeq and is a predicted model, not a curated record. The transcript is spliced from 3 exons. The coding region runs from base 119 to 1945 and encodes 608 amino acids. Lineage: Eukaryota; Viridiplantae; Streptophyta; Magnoliopsida; Brassicales; Cleomaceae.